Molecule: messenger RNA, 2220 nt
Organism: Clunio marinus
Lineage: Eukaryota; Metazoa; Arthropoda; Insecta; Diptera; Chironomidae
Source: the annotation of a GenBank genome assembly
GAAGCAGUUGAAGUUUGUACGUUACAAUAAAGAGUCUCUAAAUUACUUUUCUCUGUGUCAAGUUCAGUUCUUUUUUUAUCCCGAAUUUAAUUACAUUUUGAUCAAAUUUCAUUGAGAGGAAUUGAAAAAAAAAACUUUUAAAAAUCAAUUAAGUGCUUGAUAAGAAUAUUAACAAUAAAAAUGGAUGAUUCUAGUUCUUUAUCACCUUGGAUAAUAGUUUUAAUUGUUUUGUUAGUACUUUUGGGAUGUGUAGCGCUUGUAUUUCUAAUAAGAAAAUGGGCACAAGGUGGACAAUAUAAGAAGAACUCAAGAAUAGAAGGCAAAGUCGUGAUUAUAACUGGCGCUAAUACAGGAAUUGGCAAGGAAACUGCCAUCGAUUUAGCAAAGCGUGGUGGAAAAAUUUACAUCGCAUGUCGGAAUUUACAACGUGGUGAAGACGCUUUGAAAGAUAUCAAAGCAAAAAGUGAAAGCAACAAUGUUCACUUCCUUCAACUCGAUUUGGCGUCAAUGGAGUCAAUUCGUCAAUUCUCGAAGAAGUUUCAUGAAUUGGAAAACAAUCUUCACAUCUUAAUUAACAAUGCUGGUAUUAUGGCAGUUCCGAAAGCUACCACAAAAGAUGGAUUUGAAAUGCAGAUUGGGACAAAUCACAUGGGACAUUUCUUGUUGACAAAUUUAUUGCUUGACUUAUUGAAGCAAUCAUCACCGAGCAGAAUUAUUAAUGUAUCAAGCAUAGCUCAUUACAUCGGUCGCAUCAACAAAACAGAUUUGAACAGUGAAAAAUCUUACAAUCGAUGGCUCGCUUAUGGACAAAGUAAAUUGGCAAAUAUUUUGUUUACAAAAGAGUUGUCAAAGAGAUUGGAAGGGACUGGAGUGACUGCUAAUUCUCUUCAUCCUGGAGCUGUCAGAACGGAACUUACAAGAGAUAUGGACAUGUGUUCAUGGAUUGCUUUUGGUCCAUUUUUACAUUUCUUUAAAACGCCUUUGGCUGGAGCUCAAACAACAAUUCGAUUGGCAGUCGAUCCUGAAUUAGAGAAUGUUACAGGAAAAUAUUUCAGCGAUUGCACUGAAGCGAGAACAACAAGUGCUGCAAAGAAUGAUGAAACAGCUGCUUGGCUAUGGAAAACGAGCGAAGAAUGGACUGGAAUGUCCAUUCCAAACACAGUUGCACAUUACAUGCAAGGUGGACAAUACAAGAAGAAUGUCCGAAUUGAUGGUAAGAUCGUAAUCAUCACAGGAGCUAACUCAGGGAUUGGAAAAGAAACUGCCAUCGAUUUAGCAAGACGCGGUGGAAAAAUUUACAUUGCAUGUCGUGAUGAGAAUCGUGGAAAAGUUGCAGUAAAUGAAAUCAAGGAGAAAAGUGGAAGCAGACAAAUUCAUUUUCUUCAACUCGACUUGGCAUCAAUAAAAUCAAUUGGUGAAUUCAGUGAGAAAUUUCAUAAACUUGAAUCAAAACUUCACAUCUUAAUUAACAAUGCUGGAGUUAUGGCUUGUCCGAAAUCAUACACAAAAGAUGGAUUUGAAAUGCACAUGGGAGUGAAUCAUUUAGGACAUUUUUUGCUAACAAACUUAUUACUUGAUCUUCUCAAAUCAUCAGCGCCAAGUCGCAUAGUUGUCGUGUCGAGUUUAUUUCAUAUUCUUGGAAAGAUAUUUACAAAUGAUCUUUUUGGAGAAAAGUUUUACUUUCGUUGGUUUCAAUAUGCCACGAGUAAACUUGCGAAUAUUUUAUUCACACGAGAAUUAGCAAGACAACUGAAAGGAAGUGGAGUGACAGUUAAUUGUUUGCACCCUGGAGCGGUUCAUAGUGGAUUACAACGACAUAUUAACAUUAUUGUGAGAGUUUUGACUACUCCAUUCCAAUGGGUUUUGUUCAAAGAUACUUCAGCUGGAGCUCAAACUCAAAUUAUGCUUGCUGUUGAUCCCGAUUUGGAAAAUAUUUCUGGACAAUACUUUAGUGACUGUAAGAUAACUUGGACAAUGUGGACAGCAAAAAACGAUGACAUGGCCAAAUGGCUUUGGAAAGAAAGUGAAAAACUUACAAAAUUAUGAAAAUAAAUUUAACUUUUUUUAAACUUUUAAAGAUUCGAUUAAUUCUGCACUUCGUUUCCAUAACCAGCAUGAUAAUUCUUCGUUCCUCGAAUCGACAGAAGGUUCAAUUUCUUUACAACUUUUAUAAUAUUUGCCGGAAAUUCUUUCCAAAUUUUUAUCAACUGCAAGUCGUAA